This is a messenger RNA of Serpula lacrymans var. lacrymans S7.9, 916 nucleotides long. RefSeq lists its product as uncharacterized. The coding region runs from base 27 to 809 and encodes 260 amino acids. The transcript has 6 exons. The record is from RefSeq and is a predicted model, not a curated record. NCBI's taxonomy places the organism in Eukaryota, Fungi, Basidiomycota, Agaricomycetes, Boletales, Serpulaceae.
AAGAGGUUGGGGAAGUACUCCGAGUAAUGUCGAGUAGGGGUUCUCCGAUGGUAUACCCAAAAGACCUUCCUCUAUCUCCACUGUCGUCUUUGAGCGACCUAGCUUCAAAGUUAAACUCGGAUCCUGGCCCCGGGCCUUCCAUUGAAGAGCUUGUACUGAUGGCAAAGAAACCCGUGAAAGCUACUCAAGGAUUGAGCAAAAAAAGGAAGGCACAAAACCAAAAUCCUGCCGAGUCGACAUCGAAACGUCACCGAGGAAAAUCUAGGAAGAAGCAGAAUACCCGGGUCACGAAGUCAGCCUCGAAGUCGCCGCGAAAGCUUUGCUGCGCAUGGCCAACUAUUCCUCGAAAAGAUAGCGAGUUCAACAGACAGUUCAUACAAUGUGAUGGAUGCAAAGCGUGGUACCACUAUGGUUGUGUAGGUAUAGUGGUAGGCGAUGAGCGGCUCGAAAGGGAUGAGACGUUCCUUUGCCCACCAUGCAGCAGCAAGAACGACAAGGGAUUGCUCAAGCCUAGCGAGCGCUGUAGGAGACCUGACUGUGGCUACGCUGAGCAAGGUUUAGACCCUGAUGAAUAUUUCGUGGAACGUAUCGUAGGGAGGAAACAAGUGGGCCGGCAGCAGUUUAUUUGGCUUGUUAAAUGGGAAGGAUAUCCCAUCUCGAUGGCGGAAUGGAUAUCGGGGGACGCUAUGCAAGACCACAUUAAGCUUGCUGAACAAUUUAUUGAUGAUGCAUUAGCUGAGGGAAUCGAUCUGGUUCCGGAGGAUACUGCACUGCUAAUGGAGGCUAGGAGGGGUGGGUGGGUGACUUAGUUCUUUGGUAACUCGUUCAAAAUGUUAUCAUAUCGAGCUUCCUGGGUUUUACCAUGUUACCAUAAUUUAGCAUAGAUGAAUCGAAUUUAUAUGCCUACUAUUACUUU